Molecule: messenger RNA, 1352 nt
Organism: Cyprinodon variegatus (sheepshead minnow)
Lineage: Eukaryota; Metazoa; Chordata; Actinopteri; Cyprinodontiformes; Cyprinodontidae
Product: ras-related protein Rab-11B
Exons: 5
Coding region: 167-823 (218 amino acids)
Biological process (GO): regulated exocytosis; constitutive secretory pathway
Cellular component (GO): recycling endosome
Molecular function (GO): GTPase activity; GTP binding
Source: RefSeq, a predicted model, not a curated record
GGAGCUCUCCUCUUUUCUGCGACCAGCUCCUGCCUUGACAGCCGACACUGGCGCAGAGUCUGAGCGCAAAUCUUUCCCUUAUUUUUCUGGCACAAAGCGACCAUCCACACCCACAGCCUCCACUCAUCCUCUUCCGGAGAAAAGCGCUGGAGCGGCCUCGUCUAGAAUGGGGAACCGAGACGACGAAUACGAUUUCUUGUUCAAAGUUGUGUUAAUUGGAGACUCAGGCGUUGGGAAGAGCAACCUGCUCUCUAGAUUCACACGAAACGAGUUCAAUCUUGAGAGCAAGAGCACCAUUGGGGUGGAGUUUGCCACGCGCAGCAUCCAGGUGGAUGGGAAGACGAUAAAGGCUCAGAUUUGGGAUACCGCAGGACAGGAACGCUACAGAGCCAUUACUUCAGCAUACUACAGAGGAGCAGUGGGGGCGCUGCUAGUGUACGACAUAGCUAAACAUCUGACCUAUGAGAAUGUGGAGCGCUGGCUGAAGGAGCUGAGGGACCAUGCUGACAACAACAUCGUCAUCAUGCUGGUUGGGAACAAAAGCGACCUGCGCCACCUCAGGGCUGUGCCCACAGAUGAAGCACGGGCCUUUGCAGAGAAGAACAAUCUGUCAUUCAUUGAGACCUCAGCUUUGGACUCAACAAACGUGGAAGAAGCCUUCAAGAAUAUUCUUACAGAAAUCUACCGGAUUGUAUCGCAGAAACAGAUUGCUGAGCGAUCUGCCCACGACGAGUCCCCAGGAAACAACGUGGUGGACAUCAGCGUCCCUCCGACCACGGAUGGACAGAGAGGGAGCAAGCUGCAGUGCUGUCAGAACCUGUAACCUCCCAGAAAACCGUCCUGCCUCACCUGGGCCGAUUAUUAAAUGAGAUCCACUAGUGUUGAUGUGCUUUCAAUUAUGCUGGGUGCAAUAAGUCAGAAGCAGCACUUUUUUUUUUUUUUUUUUUUUAAAUCAGUUCCAUUCACAGAUUUCAAGUAGUAAUCUGACCCAGGUAUGGUCAGAAAUCCCCCUGGCCCAAAAACAGGACUGAGGGUAAACACAGAGCAGCUAUCAGUUAGUUAGCACAACAGUGUAGCAGAAUAGCCUCGUCUGAGACCCUGUGUGACUCCACAUCUUUUUGGUAGAAUCAGGCACAAACUAAGGGCCCGGGUUUGAAGUCCUGCCGGUUUCACUUGGAUCAGCAGUCCUGUCUUUGGGCCCCUCUCCUUCAGUAAUCAUCCCAGAAGUGGUUGUGAUGCUACUGACGCUUACUUUGUUUUGUGUAAAAUAAAUUUUGUUUCUGUUUGUUUGGUUUUGAUAGCUUGUCUGCUGACAUACAUUAUAUUAAUGCCAUUGAAUUAAAUUUUACAAU